GAUAGUGUUGAUUGAACGGUCACGUGGAGUAUCCACUGGAAAAAAGUCUUUCAAAAGCACAUCACAGCGCUUUAGUCAUUGCUCUUCCACCCCCUGCAUUUUCACCCUAAGUGCUUGCGCCUUUUCGCUCUUGUUGUUUUUUAAACUCUCCGUCGCAUGAAUGGGAUUUUAAUACAGCCAAUUUCAGUUAAAAAGCUAUAAACGUUUCGUUUUUUCUUUUGAGACUAAACAUGUCCACAUCGGUGAAGAAAGUUUUGGCAGAUAUAUUUGAAAGCCCUAGUGAUGAAGAAGAAUUUCUUGGUUUUGGCGUUGAUUCUUCAGAAGAGCUCUCCGAGGAGAGUCGAGACAGCCUCCGCUCACAGACCUCCUGGAAGCCAGUCCUUCAUUUCAAGUCUAAAUUCAUUACAGAUGAUUUGGCACAUAUCUUCAUGGACACAGACAGUGAAGAGGAGUUUGAAGGCUUCAGGCAAGAGGAGAGCUCUCUUUGCAGCCACUGGACGAGCUCCAAGGUUUUAGAGUCGGAGGAGGACAGUGAUGACAUUGGUUUUUAUUCAGAUGAUGACAAUCCAGCCCAACAACGAAGGCAGAGUUCUGGAUUAUGUGUUGCAUUCAGGUUUCCUCUCAGACGAAGCUCCAAUCAUGAAAGGCCAAUGCCAAAGAAAUCCUCCAAGAUGGCCAAGUCAAGUUUUCCACCAGUCACUCAGCCUACAGCAAGAACCAGAAAGAGGAGAGGAGGCCCAGCAGAUGUACCUGUGGCAUCUAAAAAUGGAAAAACUGAGAAAAGAUUUCAUAUCGCCAGAAAUGAAUCUGAGGAGGAGGAGGAUGAUGAACUGACUGAGGCAGAGAUACAAAUACUAAGCAAAAGGGCUAAAAAUAUUCAGGAGAACAAAGCUAUGCUUGCAAAGCUAUUUGCAGACCUGAAUGCCUUACCAGACCUCUCCCCAAAGACAACGCCUUCAAAAAGGAAGCAGCAUGCUCCAAGAAAGCAUGUGUCUGAAGUGCAGAGCGAGAGGCGGAACCCAAGCCGCAAGGCAAGACCCCCGGAGCAUUUUGGGUUGGAGCAGGAGCCGGUCAUUUCUACGAAACCAAGAGGAAGGAGCUUAGCAAUAGACCUCAAGAAACUAAUGGAGGUGGACAUGGACUUGCGAGAAGAUGGGCACAGGCAGAAACGGCAACACAGAAAGCGCACUUCUGUGCGAAUGCCAGAGGACAUCACAGAGGAAGAGCUGGACAAUGUUGCUGACCGUUCUAAAGACAAAAUUCUUGAUAAAGAAAAUGGCAGUACAUGUCAUCAGUGCAGACAGAAGACUUUAGACACCAAGACUGAGUGCAGGAAUCCUUACUGUCGAGGGGUCAAAGGCCAGUUCUGUGGACCCUGCUUACGGAACCGCUACGGCGAAGAUGUUCGCACAGCCCUACUAGACCCUACAUGGGAGUGUCCUCUCUGCCGAGGCGUGUGUAACUGUAGCCUGUGCCGAAAACGAGACGGGCGCUGUGCCACAGGUGCCCUUACCCGCUUAGCCAAGUUUUAUGGCUAUCACAAUGUCAAAGAGUACCUAGAAAGUCUACAGAAGAACCUCAACUGAAGCCUGGCUGCUGUUGGAAUCGAGCUGCAUUUUAUCAGGUGUUGGUCAGAGUUUAGACAGGGAGUUUCUUUUUCCUUUCACUGUCCAAAUCCUCAAGGCUGCUGAGAUAUAGAUGAAAAGCAGUCCUGAUUUGAUUUCGAAAGCCUGCUGUCUACCAGCAAAACAGGCAGUUUCAGUUGGACUGUAGAGUUUUAGGAAUGCUUUUUCCACUUUAAUCAUUCAAUCAUUUCCUUAUAGAUUUAAAGAGUUAGUUGCUCUUUAUUUUGACUUGCGCAUAGUUUGUUUUUCUUUAGCUUUGUAGCUUUUAAAGAAAUCACUUUGCAUAUUUGAGGGUAAGUAAAGGAUCACAUGGUCAGAUAUGCAAAUAAUUAUGAAGCCAGUCAGAACUGCUACGUGAUUAAAGAACUUGCUUACUCACUUAACCAAAACGUUGUCCACUGUAAGAAAUCAUAAAGGUAAUGCACUGGAUUUAUGUCAAGUUAAAAAAAAAAAAAAAAUUCAGCCUACUGUUUUAUGCUUGUCUGUUUUCAAAUUUGAACAGACCAAAGGAUUUUCUUCCUAACAUCUUUAAACAUGUUGAAACUUUUAAACUGAAAACAUGAAGCUUUCUAUUGGAGCUCUGAAGCCACUUAGAGAGGUGUAUAUGAGUACGUACCAUGUUUUAGACUGAGAUGGGCACCAAAUUGAGUUCAUUAUUGUAACAUAGUUUGGAGAUGCAAAAUAUUUUGUUGUUUUGACUUUUUACUCCUGCACUUUUGAAAUUGAGAAGUGACUCGACAUUUUGCCGCAUUGUUCAGUAAAUUUCAAGUAUUCCCCUCAAUUAAAACAGUAAAACAUAUGUUAUGCUGGCAAUUGUUCAUUUUGAUGCAUUUUUGAGGAGAUUCAGUGCCGGGUUAGAGGCAAAAGAUGCCAGCAGUUGUGCUUACCAGAGAUGGACGGAAAGAGAAGCAUGCUGUACAUGUAAAUUGGUGAAUCCCAGGCUUGAACUUGGUAACACACUUUGUCUUUUAUUCAUUUUAAUCCAAACUCUUUAAAUAUCUAGUUUACUGUCCCAGUAAAGCUCUUACAUUUGGCAUGUCGCAUGUAACUUGACAUACGUAAUCUGUGGAAUCAAAGUUGUUUUCAAUAAAGACCUGAUUUCAGUUCA
This is a messenger RNA of Pygocentrus nattereri (red-bellied piranha), 2733 nucleotides long. RefSeq names its product cell division cycle associated 7b (gene cdca7b). Gene Ontology annotation, cellular component: nucleus. NCBI's taxonomy places the organism in Eukaryota, Metazoa, Chordata, Actinopteri, Characiformes, Serrasalmidae. Gene Ontology annotation, biological process: regulation of DNA-templated transcription. The transcript is spliced from 10 exons. The record is from RefSeq and is a predicted model, not a curated record. Bases 231 to 1586 code for a protein of 451 amino acids.